CUGCAGUUAGUUUCAAAGUUUAGAGAACUUCGGGAGGAUUAUAGCUAAAAGUAUCUGAAAAAAAAGGUUGCCCAAAUCUUUUAGAAAAGAAGAGGAAGGGAGGCACAUGGUGAUGUAUAGACAACUUCUUCAUCUCAAGGUCAACGGGUCAUCUAUAGCUGUUCUCACAUGCUCUGACUGUGACCAGGCCAUGAAGGAUUGUGCAUUCUCUGAGAAAGAAAAUGAGUUUCGGGGCGAGCUGGUGAACCAGCGGUGGACACGAGGUGAGAGGACCAGCAGCCGCUGUCAGGCCUCCCAGAGACCGCAGAGCCGUCGACCAAUCAUGAUGAGUAUAGAGGGUGAUGACAAGCGGACUCGCACUCGGUCCAAGGGAAUCAGAGUUCCUAUUGAGCUCGUAGGACAAGAGCUGAGCUGCCCCACCCCUGGAUGCAAUGGCUCCGGCCAUAUCAGUGGGAGAUACUCACGACACAGAAGCGUUCUGGGUUGCCCCAUUGCCAGGAAGCGCCGUCUAGAGGAAGCAGAGGCUGAGCAGGAGCAAGAGCAGGAAACAGAGCGGCCUGCCUCCAAGAGGAAGUCCCACCCCCUGAAACUGGCCCUGGACGAGGGCUUCAGCGCAGAAAGUGACGCCAGCAGCGAGGCUGAGGGCGAGGGAGAAAAGGAUGGAGAGAAAGCAGGAGAGACCAAGGAAGAGGAGCAGCAGGAGGAGGAGGACAGGGAGGCAGUUGUAGAGGAGGAGGGAGAGGAAAAGACAGAAGAUCUGGUGCAGGGUGGACAGACAAAUGGACAGGACAUGGAGCCACAGAGUCAACAGAGGGAGGAGGAAGAUAAGAUGGAAGAAGACACAUAUCAGAAGGAGGAGAACACGUUUGCAGCUGAUGAAGAGGAGUGUGUGAUCGUCGAGCCUGAGCUCGGAGCAGCGCCACCUGCACCCGAGGAGUGUCGGUCCCCUUCUCAUGGCACCGAAGAGGUGGGCAACUCUCUCUUCCACCUCGGCCGAGUUUCCAGCAACAAUGCUCCAACUGUGGCCGUUCAGCAGCCUGUUGCUAUGGAGACUGAGGAGGAUGGAGCUGUGGCAGCCAAAUGGGGUGAAGAAGUAAAGGACAAACAGGAGGGGGACAUGAAUAAGGGGAGAGAGGAAGAGGAGGAGGUGGCACACAGAGUUCAAGUAUUAGAAGAGUCAUCUUUUCUGCAGAAGGAGGCAGCUGAAGCAGAGGGAGCAGAGUUGGAGGAGGAGGUGGAGGAUGAGCAAGGAGAGCGCAAAGACAGGAGCAACCACGUGAGCCAGGAGAACCACCAGUAUCUGACCGCAGAUGUCCACCAUAAACAGAUCAAAGAUGAAGAGGAGGAGGAGGAAGAGGAGGAAGAGAUGGCAGUGCCAGCACAGCAGAGGCAGGACACUUCAGCAGUACUAGAGGAGGAUGAGGAGAGAGAUGAAGAGGACCACAGGGACCAUGUUCUGCCCACUUCUGAUGUGCCAACUGCCACCCGCACCAUCACCAGCACCGCAGCAGCUCAGGGAACACACAUGAAGACUGAAGACCACAGGGCCGGGCCUCUGGAGGACUACAGCUCACACAGGGCAAGUCCCCUUGACAAAUGUGACUCUCAUAAACCUAGCCCACUUCAAAACUACAAGGCCAGCCCUCCUUUAAGCUUCAGCUCCCACAGGGCCAGUCCCCUGGAGGACUACUUUCCCAACCCCAGAAUUGAGACCUAUCAAAUCCACAAAGCCUCGUCCUCAGCCUCUCCGGACAUUAUCGAGGUGCGAUCAGAUAAGUCAGAGGAAAAAGACUUUGACGACGUGGAUGGGGAUGAUGAGCGUGAUGACGAAGACAGCCUGUCGCAGCGUUCCACAGUGACAGACGAGUCCGAGAUGUUUGACAUGACCCGAGGGAACCUGGGCCUGCUGGAGCAAGCCAUUGCUUUGAAGGCAGAGCAGGUGAAGCCAGCUGGGCCCAGAGAGCUGCUCCGUGCCCCAGAUAUCCACCACCAGCGAUACUUCACCAUGGAAGACAGGCCCAAGCACCUGGACGUCCUCCGCAAGAGCUACUUCAGCAAAGAGAGCAGUAGGCCAGAGAAGAGGGAGAUCAAGUGUCCCACUCCGGGGUGUGAUGGGACGGGUCACGUGACCGGUCUUUACCCCCACCACCGCAGCCUGUCAGGCUGUCCGCACAAGGACAGGAUCCCCCCGGAGAUUCUGGCCAUGCACGAGAAUGUGCUGAAGUGUCCAACUCCUGGUUGCACCGGUCAGGGCCAUGUUAACAGCAACCGUAACACACACCGCAGUCUUUCUGGAUGCCCCAUUGCUGCUGCAGAGAAACUGUCCAAGAGCCACGAUAAGCAGCAUCUCUCUCAGCCAGGCAACGAGCACCUGAAAGGAAGUCCCAAUGACCGAGUGUUAAGACCCAUGUGCUUUGUGAAGCAACUGGAGGUGCCCCAGUAUGGCAGCUACAGGCCCAACAUGGCACCUGCCACGCCUCGCGCCAAUCUGGCCAAGGAACUGGAGAAGUACUCCAAGGUGUCCUUCGAUUAUGCAAGCUUUGACGCUCAAGUGUUCGGGAAGCGCAUGCUUGCUCCAAAGAUGCCCACCAGCGAAACCUCACCCAAAGCCUUCAAAACUAAACCCUCAUUCCCCAAGUCAUCGUCGCCCAGCCUCAGUCUCCACGGUUACGGAAAGAGCUCCACCUUGGCCUAUGACUACUCCCAUGAUGCCGAGGCCGCUCACAUGGCUGCCACUGCCAUCCUCAACCUGUCCACACGCUGCUGGGAGAAACCUGAGAACCUUAGCACCAAACCCCAAAACAAGGAAAUGGACAUUGAGGUGGAUGAGAAUGGGACCCUGGACCUGAGUAUGAAGAAGCCCUUUAAACGAGAGGGCAGUCUGUCCGCCACUAGUCCCGGGGUUCGGUCCCCAGACCCCUCCUCUUCCUCCUCUUCGUCACUGCAUCACAGCGGAAGCAGCGGGAUGACAUCGCCCAAUCUACACGCCUACAAGCAGGAGGACUGGGAGGGACCUCUGGAUUACACCAAACCGAACCGCCAAAGGGAGGAGGAAAUGGACGAGAUGGAGCACACUGGCCAGUCGUUUGUGUCUUCUGACCAAGAGGACUGUGACAUGAUGCAGGACUGUCUAGAGGAGAGGAAGUACCCAGGAGAGGUCACAACCCCAAGCUUCAAGGUCAAGUUCCAGCCCAAGGAUAGCAAGAAAGAGCUGCUCUCGUGCCCUACACCUGGUUGUGAUGGCAGUGGCCACAUCACUGGAAACUAUGCGUCCCAUCGCAGAUGCCCCACUCCAGGAUGUGAUGGCUCAGGUCACAUCACAGGAAACUACGCCUCCCACAGAAGUCUCUCUGGGUGCCCGCGUGCCAAGAAAAGUGGAAUUAAAACUCCUACCAAGGACAACCAGGAGGACUCCGAGCUUUUAAAAUGCCCGGUGCCGGGCUGCGACAGCCUGGGCCACAUCAGUGGGAAGUACGCCACACACCGCAGCGCCUACGGGUGUCCGCUGGCGGCCCGCAGACAGAAGGAGGGUCUCCUAAACGGCACACCCUUCAACUGGAAGGCCUUCAAGGCAGACGGGCCGACCUGUCCCACCCCAGGCUGUGACGGCUCCGGACAUGCUAAUGGAAGCUUCCUCACUCACCGCAGCCUCUCAGGAUGCCCCAGAGCCAUGUACGCCAAGAAGAAGGCCAAGUUCCCCACAGAGGACUAUCUGAGCACCAAGUUCAGAGCCGGUGAUGUUUUGGACAAUGAUGAGGACAUCAAGCAACUCAACAAAGAGAUUAACGACCUCAAUGAAUCCAACAAUGAAAUGGAGGCUGACAUGGUCAACCUGCAGACUCAGAUCUCCUCCAUGGAGAAGAACCUGAAGAGCAUCGAGCACGAGAACAAGAUGAUCGAAGAGCAGAACGAGGCCCUCUUCAUGGAGCUGUCUGGUCUCAGCCGCGCCCUGAUCCGCAGCUUGGCUAAUAUACGCUUGCCGCACAUGCAGGAGCCAAUCACCGAGCAGAACUUCGACAGCUAUGUGAGCACGCUGACCGACAUGUACACUAACAAGGACUGCUUCCAGAGCCCCGAGAACAAGGCUCUGCUGGAGAGUAUCAACAAAGCUGUGAAGGGCAUCAAAGUCUGAGGCUCGAGACACACACACACACAAACACACACACGGAGAAAACGCAAACUGUCUUGAAGCGCAGGAGCGUGACGGAGGUGAAGAUGGAGAGACGGAGGAGAGAUGUUGAAAUACUCUACAAUAUAUUGAAAUAUGAUUCAAAAACAAAAAGGGAAUUCAGGUUAUUUAAAUAAACGGCAACUUAAAAAAAAAUUCAACCCAGGGAGCACUCUGUUAGAAGAAAAGUGACGCGGACCAAAAUCCACACCAUGCUGCUGCUGGGAUCAGGAGGAAGAAACAGAUUCUUCAGUCAGAAUGGAUGGAAAAGAAGAAUUAUGUUACUAGAAACUGUGUCCGGGGGGUUUAAUAUGCUGUAUGUUUACCUGUUGUCUCUUUCGUGUCCGUAACUGUUUUUGGAGGUUUCACUGUUGCGCGGCUGAUCGGUUUUCACGCUUCACAUCAACGUAAACGUGGUGGAAUGCGAACACGGGAUCGCUCACAGGAGCUGGGUGACAGGAAGAGGAGGACACGGAUGAGCUGAACGUGAAGACUUUCAGUGCUGUCCUGUAGCAUUCACUGUGGCGAGUGUGUGUGUGCGUUCGCCGGCUCCAGAAGCUCUCUGAUUCAUGACCACACACACACACCCCAGCAAUAUGAAGCAUGCACUACACUGAAUUUGUGUUUGCUUUGUGGUAUUACUGCGUUAAAGAUGUCAACAGCGCAAUGUUGACUCAGUUUAGCGGGAAAAAAAAAUUCUUCGAGUAAUGUCGUGAGACAGAUCCAGGAACAGUGUAGGUUGUUUCUUUUUUCGUGGGACAGCUGAUUCCAUGUUUUGAAAAGCAGCAGAUAAAUCUUUUUUUUUUUUUUUUUUUGUAAACUGAAAUGAAAAUAGUAAUAGUGUGCACACAUUUCAAAUUCAGUUAGUCAUAUCAAUAGUAUUUAUCAACAUAGGAAUUGCACUUCAUUUCAAUUAAUAGUUUUGUGGUACAUUAAUUAUUGUUAUAUAUGAAUUAUUUAAACUUGUGGACAUUUAAAUUGUAACUUAUUGCCAUUUAUGUUAUUGAGGUUUAUUUAUUUGAAGCAAUCUAUUUAUUAACUUGGUUUUGUAACACACAAAAAUGCAUCUUUACUGAUACUCACAGUCAAAGCGAUUUGCAGAUGUCUUACGUCAAUAUUUUAAGAAUCUAUAUAGAUAACUGACAAGGCAUAUUUUGUUUUGAGUACUUUUUAAAAACCUUUUUAAGUGCAGAUGUUUUAUAACUGACAAAAUUUUUGAUAAUUUUACAAAAAAAAAGUUAUUUUUUUGGGUUGUUCUUGUUUCUCCUCCCUUUUGUUUAUGUUCUUUCUGUUACUGCUACAUUCAGAAACCCACUGCUGAGAAAAAAAAAAGAAAGUAUGUAUUUAUUAUUUAUUUAAUAUGAAAGAAAUUGACUGAUAUGGCUGUAUAUUUAUUUUGUUAUUUAUGUGCGUGAUGUGACGGUUGAGUCUGAGUAGUCUUAAAGAUCCACUGCUAAUAUUUAAAUAAAGAAACAAAAUCAAUACAAAUACUGUUUGAUUACUUAGGCUUAUACCUAGACAUACCAGCAGCUGAUUGUAAAGACAAAAAAAUUCCCCAACAAAAGCAAUCACUGUUCUGUUGCUAUCUGGUCUCUGUGUGUUUGCUUUUGUGAGGUGAAAGAAAACCAAGAAAUGUUCAUUUAAAAAAAAAACUAAACUAAACUAAAUAAAACAAAACAAAACAAAAAAAAAACAGAGUUCAAAAAUGUUACCUCUCCCAAGCGCUUUGUAGCGGCCACCACUGGCUCACCCAAAACCUCUGUAAUGUACCAUAGAUGCUUAAGUAAUGCUUUUUUUUUCUUAUUUAUUAUUUUCAGCAGUACAAUGGUACAUUUAUAGAGCUGUAUUCCAGCAGUGUUUUAGGCUGGAUGUAUGGGUCUAAAACACACACACACACACGCACACACACACACACACAGCGACAUAUCCAACCCUAGAGGAUACUGUAGGAUGGCCUCCUUUGACAAACUUCUAUCAGAUAAGCAUACACACCCUUGUAGCCUUACUCUAGAUUUUAAUUUUUUGAUGCACAAAGUGCCACUGAAAAAAAAAACAAAACAAAAAACAAAACAAGAGAACUCACUUUCUUUCCUGAUUCUUCGCAUUUCUGCAAUGUAACAAUGUCUGGUCCCGGGAAGACCACGGCAUCAAGAGAGUGGUGAUUGUUUCAGAUGCCUUUAUUUCUCUGCCAAGAUGGCCAUAAGUACACUAUAUAUACAUUCUGUAUAAAUAGAUUUUAAAGAUGCUAUAUAUAUGAAUAUAAACAUACAUAUAUUUUUCCAGUGUAAUUGUUGACUUGCUCUUCUUCUUCUCUUGUAUUACCUUAUCAAAGGAUCGCUAGCUGUCUAGAAGAGAUGUGAGGGGCGUUAUCAAUAGGAGGCAGUUACACCUUAUUUAAUAUCAUUAAGACCUGCUCAACUGUGGCUUUAAACAUACCAUUCAGUCAAGCUGAAGGCAAAGUAGGCGUUGUUGAUGAAACAGUACAAUACUUUGGAAGUGUUUUCAUAGGUUUCCUUUCCUCCUUUUCUUUCUUUGUCUGUCCUUGAUCCAGAAAUGUCAGAAACAUCUACUGUGUGUUGUACUACUGAAUCUGAGAAAUGACUGUCAAUUUGAAACUAGAUGGUUGGCUCUUUGUCAUGUGUCAUGUGAGUUCAUGUAUAUUAAAAAAAAAAAAAGAUGAUGCCUCUGAAUAAUGUUCUGCACAUAGUGUUUGGCGACAUUGUGCAGUUAUUGUAUUGUUAAUGGUAAGGCCUGCUCGCUAUGAGCCCACUCUCUCUAAUGUUGAAACAAGCAAGUAGGAGACUUUAGUGUAACCUGCCUUUGAGUGAUCUGUCGCAGCUACUGUGGUGUACAGUAUGAUACCCUUGUGUAACGCUGAUGUCAAAGGCAUGUUGUAAAUGUGCUUUUAGCCAAUGUAGAAUGAAACUCCUUUGUGCACUUUCUCACUGUUGAAAAUGCCAGCAUUUGAGUCUUGACUUGGGAAAACCCCAAUAGAUCACAGGCAAUAGCAAGUAUUCACCCCCCACCACUGGAGGGCUCAUUACAAAGCAUUGUCACACCUGUUUGUUGCUGUUCAUAUAGAGAACAACCUGUGUGUUAUGUCAGAUAGAGACAUCUCUUCGAUUCAGGGGGUUCGAUGCUCAAAAAUGUAUGAAAAGGGAAGUGGUACUUUCUUUUCCAAACAAACAAAAAAAAAAAACAAAACAAAAAAAAAAACAAAAGAGACUGACAGGAAGCAGAGCUUGGUUCUCAGGUGACCGGGGAGAGCUGCUGAAGCAGAACAGAGCUAUGCCAUAGGUCAGCCAGUCAGCUGAGGCUAGAGGCGAUAGCAGCGGCUGGAUCAAGGCCACGUGUGAAACGAGAUGAGUGUGUGGGAGUGGGAAAUUGAUUUGCCAGGCUACACAGUCUCCCCCUUGUUUUAGGAGGAGGUGUUUGUUGCAUAAAUAUGUGUCUAUCACUCAAAAGAAUGUCAAAGCUUUUUAUGACUUUUAAACCCACUGCUCCCCCCCCCCCCCCCUUCCCUUCUUCAUGUCUUGUGUAACCUUUCCUCAGGAAAGAUAGUUUUGAUGCAUUUGGUUAACAAAGUAGCAUAUCCUUCCUCUCUUGAAAUGCACGAGAAUACUACCGGAUAGUGUUAAGACUGUGAAUAUUCUCCUAACUUAUUUGAUAUGGCAUGACCCCUUUUAAACUGCUUGAUGAAAAUGUCUACUGAGGUAUGUAAAUGAAAAACACUGAGGCCAUGAAAGCAUAGCAUUUUCAAAAAAUGUCAGCUGAGAAAGCAAACGCAGCCUACGGUUGGUUCUGCGCCCACACACUGUAUGUUUUCUUAUUUACAUAAAAGUACUGAGUGAUGGAGUGAGGAGCUUUAUUAUUCUAAAUAGCAAAGAAAAUU
Molecule: messenger RNA, 8060 nt
Organism: Toxotes jaculatrix (banded archerfish)
Lineage: Eukaryota; Metazoa; Chordata; Actinopteri; Toxotidae
Gene: myt1b
Product: myelin transcription factor 1b
Exons: 23
Coding region: 107-4132 (1341 amino acids)
Biological process (GO): regulation of transcription by RNA polymerase II
Cellular component (GO): nucleus
Molecular function (GO): DNA-binding transcription factor activity, RNA polymerase II-specific; zinc ion binding; RNA polymerase II cis-regulatory region sequence-specific DNA binding
Source: RefSeq, a predicted model, not a curated record